AUGGAAGAGUGUUGGAUGCCAACUUCUGCGUCUGCGUCUGCGUCUGCGUCUGAAUUCGAACCAUGCAAUGGUAUUAAACGUGGAAACUUUGCCCAAGACGAAGAAGACCUUAUCAUCAAGCUCCAUGCCCUCCUUGGCAACCGGUGGUCACUUAUAGCUGGAAGGUUGCCAGGACGUACAGACAAUGAGGUCAAGAACUAUUGGAAUUCUCACAUCCGAAGAAAGUUACUUCAAAUGGGAAUUGAUCCAAAUAACCACAAGAUACACCAUAGUGUUCCUAUUCCACAUACCCAUGGCCACCGUGUUUCAAAUGCCAUUGAACCAUCAUCAUCUGGGUCCAUGCACAAAGAACAGAGAGACCAUUUCAUCAAAUCCUAUGCUUCCACAAAUGAGAGGAUUUCAGACACAUAUAGUUGCCUUGUUGAAGAACCAACACUGGUUUCUUCAGCAUCCCAUUUGAAUCUUGACUUAACCAUUGCUUUCCCUUCACCUAAACCAGCUCUUGUGAAAGAUAAGUCUAAGCCAACUUCUGUCUGCACGAACACAAGUAACAGUGAUGAGGAUCCCGUUCUUACCCUUCCUUUGUUUCAAUGA
This is a messenger RNA of Abrus precatorius (Indian licorice), 594 nucleotides long. Its product is annotated as transcription repressor MYB6-like. The transcript is spliced from 3 exons. The record is from RefSeq and is a predicted model, not a curated record. Bases 1 to 594 code for a protein of 197 amino acids. Lineage: Eukaryota; Viridiplantae; Streptophyta; Magnoliopsida; Fabales; Fabaceae.